GUCCACAGCUCUUCGUUUAAAGGAGUGAAAUUGAGUUGAGAGUCACAGCAGCCCGGUGAACGCUCGUGGUAGGGAAUAGAAGUAGUAAGGGGCCUGAAAGGAAGCCCGAUGGAAGGUCGGCACUGGAAGAAGAAAUGUAAGAAAGAACGGAACGCAUCUAAAUGCCGGACUGUUCAACGUCGUUCUGUGAAGGGUACCGGCGAGGACGGGGGUGAAGAGAGCAGUGUUGGAACCAGGCUGGUGUCUCAAUCAGCCAAGCAGGUUGGGGCAUCUUGGACCCCUGUGGGUGGAGGAUAGAGCUAGCAAUGGCUGUGAACUAUCCUCGAAAUGAAAACAAAACUCCUGAAAUUAUAAACUCUUAUCAAAUAUCAAAAUUAUAUUUGAUAAAUAGCAUACAGUCAUUAUGAAGGUAUAGUAAACUAUCGGAUAUAUAAUAAUAUUUUUCCUUCUAUUUCCAGAAAAAUUAUAACUUUUCAUAAUUUCGUAGAAUUUCUUAGAAUUUUCUAAUUCUAGCUAGAAACCUGUUGACUUUUUGUUAUUUUACUAAACAGUCUAGAAAAUUUCAUCUCUUAUUUCAGCAUGAAUCGCAUAGUUUACAAAUUUCGUAAGGUAAGAAAUUCCUUGACAUGAAAUUUAUUUAUGACAGUGUUCAAACUUUUGGUUUUAAUCAGGGCUUAAAUCUAUCGGUAAUCCUUUCGGUCCCGGGCCAGUAACCAAUGGUGGGGGGAAAAGAGCGACGCGCGCAGCUUCUCGGCGCAGCGGGGCAGGCCGUCACAACUCAAUCUAGUGUCUCGGUGACCGUGCGUUUGUGAGUUUCUAUUUUCUUCUCUUUCCGUAUAGUGCGUUAUAAUUCUUGACACGGAAUCGCAGUUUUCAUUGGUGGAUUAGAUUGUAUCUGGGAUCCUAUAUUUUCAUCUCUCUAGGCUACUAAAACAAUGUGAUUGUUUGUAAGGUUUGUACCUUAAUAUCUGUUUGUAUUAUCUUAGUAAACAAUAUUAUUUCCUACGUAUCGAAUGUGUUUAUAAAGACAUUUCUCAGUAAUUCUUUAUGUAGAUAUAUAUCGAUGCUUGUUUGUUUAUUCAAUCUCUAAAAGCGAAUACACGAUAGAUUAAUUAAACUUUCAUUUUAUGUAUUUGAUAAAAUUCUUUGAAGUUUUUAGUAUUUAAUAAAGUUGUUGAUGCUGGAAAUACUAAAAAAGCAUUUUUAUUUUGAUGACAGAUAUCAAAUAUAAACAAGAUUAAUGUUAAAAUUGAUUAUCGCCAGUAAGAGAUGAAAUUUAAAUUGUAAUGUUGAUUGUUUCUGUACGUUGCAUUUUAUUACAGUUCGUAAUAGACGACAAUAUUUUAAUUCUUUAAAAAUACAAAACACAACUUAACUUAAAGUAAAUCCAUUAAAUUGGUAAGAAAGUAUCAUUAUAAUUUGCAUCUUUAUAGAGAUGUCAACUAACUAAAUUCAUAUCAUAUUCAUAUUUAAUAUUUACUUGGUAUCAUAUUUUAAGAGUCGUGAAUAAUAUAAUAUCGAGUAAUACAUAAUUUAAAUACAAAAUAAAUAAAAGUAUAUCUAUAAAUUAAUAAAGAAAUAUUUUUCAAUAAACAACAUAGCUAAGAAUUUAUAAUGAAAUAAAAUUUUUCAUUGAAUAUUCUGUAUUAAUAUUUUACCAGAUAAUAUAACAAUCGUCACUACAUAUGCAAUAAUAUAUUUAUUAGCCAAAACAUUGACAAAAAUAAAUUUGAGAAAAUCACAACAAUCUGCAUUCUUAAUAUAAUUAAUUAUAGAAAACAAAUAAAAGUAUAAUUAUAGUUUACGAUUGUCAUGUUAAUGUGAUUUUAUAAUUUAACUUUUGUUCUCUACUAAACUAACCGCGCCGAUUAAAACAUCGAUAUAGAUUGAUAAUUUUGCACAAGUAUGUAACAAUGUAUACAUUACGCUUCUGAAUGCACUGAAUGUGAUUACUGAUAAAAGAAAAGAAAAAGGAAGGUAUGCGUCUUUAUUAAGCUAAUAUAAUAUGAUAUAAUAUAAUAUAAUAAUUAAUAUACAUAAUGUGUUAUAAUAUACUAAUACACAUAAUUGUAUUUAUUAAACAAAAGAUUGUAUUUCUAUUUACUUAGAAUAAAUUAUAUAUCUAAAAUACGGCUUUCGUUAUAGCAAACGUUGAACUUGAUUUUAAAGAGUAGGAAAUUUGUAAAAAGAACUCGGCAAUAUAUAAUUACCGACCAAAUCUUAUUUUUUUACUUUUUUUUUUUUUUUUUUUUUCAUAAAGACAAUCAAUUAUCAUUUAACGUUAAAAUUGACGAUGACUAAAAUAUUAUAUUUGCACCGAAGAAAACAAAGUGGAAGUAUAUAUGAAAAUAUACAUAAUACAAAGGAAGAGAUAAGUUGAUAUUGUCUAUAAAGAGUCAAAGAAAAUUCUUCGAAAUGCGCUACUGCAGAUCUAUCAAAUCUCUCUAAAGAAAACAAUUGAUUAUUUUGAUCAUUUUAAUAAUCCUAAUAAUGCCAGUCAUUGAUAAGUGUUGAACAGUAUUCUAUCUCGUAUGAAUAGUUGCGCCUCGUAACCUGUAUUUGUUUAAGCAUUAUUUCUUAGUGUGGAACAAAUCUCUUCUGAAUAUCGUCACGAUCACCAUCGACUUAACGGCUUAAUCGAAUGAGAUCACCAGAAUCAUAAGCAUUGAUUGAAUAUUCCCAAGAGCAACGAUUAAAUUACCAUGUACCCUAAUUGUAACUGUUUCAACAUCUCUUUCCCUUGGUGCGUGUUUCAUUCGAAACGAGAUUUAAACUUGAGUGUAAAGUAAAGUUGAUGAUCACUGAAGGUCUAUAGGGCUGGCCAUCUGUCCCUCGUUGCCACGUCUGCAACGUCUUGGUGGUCCAUUUUGGGGCUGGUGCGCAACAGCAUCGGCACUAGCGCUGGCAAUGAAGCGCUCACAGGUAGAAUCUACCCCCUCUCUUUCUCUCACUAUGUAUGCGCGCUCCCGCACGUGCUCUCUUUCAUCCCCUUCUCUUUGCUGUACUCUGCUUUUUUACUGGUAACAGUUGAGAAUAGUAGAGAGAGAGAGAGAGAGAGAGAGGGAGAGAGGGAGGGAGGCAGAGUAGUAAAGUUGGAGAACAUUCAACUGCGUUGUUCUGGUAGAACUUCUAACAGUGGUCCUUUCUGUCUUCUCUACUGAUUGAUUGGAUACAUUGAAAAUUAAAACACAUAGAUUUGUGUACAGUGUGUCCCAGCGAGUGUGAUGUAAUCGGCGAUAGAGUGAUUCUACGUGAAAAAAUAUGAGACUUCGUUUUCGAGAAAAUCUAAUUUGAAAUUUUGUCAAGUAUACUUGGCUAAUUACAGACUAGAGACACGUAAAGUAUCAGCAUGUUAUGGAGCAAGAUGGGACUGGAUAAGUGAGUGAGUGAAUUUUGUCAACAAUGUCCGACCAAGAGACGUUAUGCCAUGGUCAUCCCAGAGGUAACGGUCGACUAAAAACGGAAGAGAAGCAAUCAACAUGGAAAACAGAAAUUUUAACUUCUUCGCCGUAUAGAAAGAUGUCACGUUGGUUCGAUCAAUCGAGCAUACUCCUGAUGAGUGUGAUGUUGUUUAAUACAGUAAUGUGGAAUACAGCGAAAAGUUCGAUAAUGAAGUGUGAGGAAGCAAAAUUAAAAUGCGCCUUCAGAACAGGCUGUGGCGCAGCUCUGCAACAUUAUCUCACGGGUUGUGCACCCGUUCUCCAAGGGAAUGAUUGUUCCGAAACCUGCCAACAUGCCCUUAUUGCUCUUACAAGCACCGAUGAGGGCAAAGAACUUAUGACAUGUGAAUGUGAGGAUGAAUUAUGUUCGGAGUCGAAACAAAGAGUAGAAAUAUGUAGAUCGUCUGUAACAAUGGCAAUGAAUAGGACAAGGGUGUCCUGCAGAAUAGCAACUUGGAUUUGUAAUGCAGACGCUCUUUGCCAAACUGCGCUUACAUAUUACAAUAAAUAUUGCAAGAGUAUGUUUCAAGGACGAAAGUGUACUAGACGAUGUAGAAAUUCGAUAAAUAUCUUAACAAGACAAGAAAAGGCUGCAAAAUUGAAUACAUGUCAGUGUGAUGGUUUUGAAGAAUACGAUUGCAAAGGAAUUCAUAGAAAUAUGAAUCUUUUAUGUUUUGGAAAAACACAUCAUGGUUACCGUGAUGUUAAUGUCGAGGAUGAUAGGGAAAGUGAAUUUCUAACACCAAACAUGAGUCUUAGAGGAAACGGUGUUCAAAUAUUAAUGGACAGAGAAUUACUUUUACUUUCUUUAUUGAUUUAUCACAUACUUAAAGCGAGACAAGACUGAUGAUUAGAAAGAAUCCAGAAAGAUCUCCAAAAAGCAACAGUAUUCCAUGAAACCAAUAACCAAAGAUCUUUAUCAACAUUCUUAAUCAAUAUUUGAACAAUUUGAUACUGGUAUUAGUGGAUUACUUUUUCAAUAUGAUAAAUAAUUUAACAGCAUGACCAACGAAUGCAUAACUUACGAAAUAUUUUUCCAUGGGUUUAUUAUCAAAUUUGCACAAAUGGAAAAAACGGAGAGGAAGAAGCCUUGUACAGUAAAAAUAUUGUAUAGUGAUUGUAUUAUAGUAUCUAUAAUUGAAUAAUUCGUUGCAAGUAUUUAGUUAUAAAUCAGUUUUAUUUAUGAAGAUAUAAUUAUGUAAAUAUCUACAUACCGAAAUACGCGAACAUUGUUUUUCCCUCUCUCUCUCUCUCUCUCUCUCUCUCUCUCUCUCUCUCUCUCUCUUUUUUUUACCAGAUUUAUAUUCUCGAAAAUUCUUCUCUUGUAGAAAAAUAUUUCCUUAAAAGGACCUCCAACGCAAAUAUAUUACAUUUAUUUUGGAAAAAAUAUGAUUAUUAACAUUUAUUCUACUAAGAAAAUAUGAAGAUAAUAAAACAAUUCUGUCGUAAAUUGUUUUCCGAAAAGAAGGACCGAAGUGAAAUUAAUGUAAAGAGAAUAAUGUUCUUUAAGAACAACAAAUUUUCCGGAUACGUACGGUAUAUUGUUAUAUUUAUGCGUGUUUGAGCGUGUGUAAAUGUUUUUAUACUAUUUUUAGAUAUUUGUUUUUAUAUCUAAUAAUGAUGAUUUGUUAAAACAUCGUUAAUAAAAGCAUAAUUGAAGUUCGAA
Molecule: messenger RNA, 5106 nt
Organism: Bombus huntii
Lineage: Eukaryota; Metazoa; Arthropoda; Insecta; Hymenoptera; Apidae
Product: growth arrest-specific protein 1-like
Exons: 6
Coding region: 3403-4287 (294 amino acids)
Biological process (GO): regulation of cell cycle
Source: RefSeq, a predicted model, not a curated record